AUGCAUUCCACCUCAGCAUACGUCUUCUCCAACGACGCUCGCGCCACAGCGUUUCGCCGUGCCGUUAGAAGCAGAGUCGCUCACAGUCAAGAAUACGCAAUGCCUGGCUUAGGAGCCAGUGCUCAGGAAGUACAGAGAGAAUUUCUUAGGUACUGUGCAGAACAAGAUCAAGGUCAGAGCGACGGUGCCCAACAGGCUCCUCCACCAUAUACACCAUCCACCGACACCCAGGUUCCAUCAUCAGCCAUGUUGCCCCGGGAGAAUCAGGGUCCACCACCAUACACAUCUACUCCUACCUCCGACAUGACACCGACUGCGCGUUUGGACUUCCUGCUUUACAGCAAUACUUCCACCCCACCGCUGCCGCCGGAUUAUGCUGAAGCCAUCUCUGCACCACCACCACCACCACCACCACCACCGCGUUACGGGAAUGUCAUCUCUGCCCAUACACCAACGAGCAGUAGCAGAAACACAGACCAAAGAUUUUCUCAUCAACCCAUCAACAAUCUCUCCACAGGUUGCACAACACGCACACCCAAGAAACAAAUCCACAACAAAGCUAUCCAAGCACUUGAAGUAGUUGUCUUGCCUGGCAAUGGGAUUGAGGUAUCUCCCAAGUACUCAUCACCAAAGAAAACAGGAAUUUUGAGAAGGAUCAAGGAUAGAGUGUAA
Messenger RNA from Aureobasidium melanogenum CBS 110374, 672 nucleotides. RefSeq lists its product as uncharacterized. The transcript has a single exon. Lineage: Eukaryota; Fungi; Ascomycota; Dothideomycetes; Dothideales; Saccotheciaceae. The coding region runs from base 1 to 672 and encodes 223 amino acids. The record is from RefSeq and is a predicted model, not a curated record.